This is a messenger RNA of Colletotrichum destructivum, 1977 nucleotides long. RefSeq names its product Putative FAD dependent oxidoreductase, FAD/NAD(P)-binding domain superfamily. Gene Ontology annotation, molecular function: oxidoreductase activity. Lineage: Eukaryota; Fungi; Ascomycota; Sordariomycetes; Glomerellales; Glomerellaceae. The record is from RefSeq and is a predicted model, not a curated record. The coding region runs from base 288 to 1817 and encodes 509 amino acids. Gene Ontology annotation, cellular component: cytoplasm. The transcript has a single exon.
ACAACAACUCAACAACACAUUGAAUCAUCCCGAUGCACUGCGCGAGGCGCGCCUGGCAACAUUACACAGCGUAUCCGAGCAUCCGUGCUGUGUGUGUGCCCUCUUCUUUCUCUUAACGUCAUUCAACUGGUGUGCACUCGAAGCUUUCUAUCUAUCCCUUGUGUCCUCAUAUCAUCGAGCGUUCCGUCUCAUCGAGCACUUCAUCUGACACCUAUCUGUGCCCUCGCCGUUGUGUGUCUUGAUUGCGAAUAGCCUCACUCACUUCGACCCGACAGUGGGGAGCAGUCAUGGAUAAAAGAGCCCGCAUUCCCGUCACUCUCCCGGUGGCCAACCCGACCGAGAGCUACUGGCACCACACCCCCUCCCGCCUCUCAAACUACUGCUCGAGCGCAUCACUGCCCUCAGAGACCGACACGCUGAUUAUAGGAAGCGGUAUCACGGGCGCUGCUGUGGCCCACUUCCUCCUCGCCUUGCCCUCUGCCGGGGCCUCCUCGCAACAAACGCCAUCGCCUCCCGACAUCACAAUGUUGGAAGCCCGCACCGUGACCUCGGGCGCAACAGGUCGCAACGGCGGCCACACAAAAGCGGCGUCCUACAGAUCGUUUCUCCAUCAUGCAGCCACUCUCGGCACCGAGGCCGCAUGUCGCAUCGCGCGUCUCGAGCUCGCCAACAUCCGCGCCGUCCACGCCUUCGCGGCAACUCAUCUCAAGGACUGGGAGACGGAGAGCAGACCCUGCCAGACGGUCGACGCGAUCUACGACGCCGUCCAGUGGGAAACGGCGAAACGGGCCAUCGAGGCGAUGAGGGAAGCCAUGCCGCGCGAAGACGCUUCGAAGUACGAUCUCUACGACGCCGACGAGACGCAAAGCCGGUUCCACGUCUCGGGCGAGGGGCUCCACGGGGGUGUCGCGUACGAGGCGGGGAGCAUCUCGGCCUACCGGUUCGCCACCGGCGUGCUGGAGCUGUGCGUCGACAAGGGCCUGAAGCUCUUCACGGAAACGCCCGCGGUCAGCGUCGAGAGGCUCGACGGGACGGCCGAGAGCGGCCAUGGUCGAUGGGUCGUGCAGACGCCCAAGGGACGGAUCGCCGCGCGGAAGGUGGUGCUCGCGACCAACGGCUACACGGCAUUUCUCGACCGGCGGUUCCAGGAGGCCAUCGUGCCGACGCGAGGCCAGAUCGUGGCGCACCGGCCGGGCUCCAAGAUGCCCAAGGAGGGCCUGCCGACGACGUACAGCUUCAUCUACGAGGGCGGCUACGAGUACAUGGUCCCUAGGCCGGCGGGCGCGCCGUACGCCGGCGACAUCGUCAUCGGCGGCGGCCUCGUCCGAGCGCCGGACGAGGGGUUGGAAGAGUACGGGACGACGGACGACUCGCGGCUGAACCCAAUCAUCAGCUCGUACCUACACGAGACGACGCCACGGUACUUUGGCGACAACUGGGGCGACGACGAUGACGCCGCCGGGGGUCGGCUACGGGCCGAAUGGACGGGCAUCAUGGGCUUCAGCCCGGACGGGCUCCCGUUCGUGGGACAGGUGCCGGGCGGCGGCGGUGACAAAGAUGAGGGCCUCUGGGUCUCGGCGGGCUUCCAGGGGCACGGCAUGGUGUUCUGCUGGAUGUGCGCAAAGGCGCUUGUCGCCAUGAUGCUUGACGGGGCCGAGGAGGAGGAGGAGGAGGAGGAGGAGGGGGAGAAGCAGCGAAUCAGCAGUUGGUUCCCCGAGGCAUUUCGGAUCACAGAGGCACGACUGAAGCAGAGAUUCCAAGGGAGAGUGAACCAUUCGGCAUCGGGACCCUCCAAUGGGAGAGGGAACCCGAGCUAGGACAAGCUUGAAUCAAGAGACAAGCGACGGCUGCCUGGCGCCUUGGUUCCAGAAGCCAAGCUGCCUAGGCGCCGGACGACGGGCUAGCUGGCAUGCUCGUCGAGGGCUGGAAAUAGAGUUCGAUCGCGCCCGCCCUGGCCCCUUAGCUUAACCAUUCCCU